UAAGGUGAGCUAUGUGAACCAUCUUCCUAAAUUCUUCCUGCAUAAACCCUACUUCCCACUAACCUCCCGUCGUCAAUGGCCGGCGUGAUGCGUGUUCCGACGCUAUUAUCUUCUUCCAAUCCAACAACGCUAAACUACUCAAGCAUUCGUGACAGCAGCUGUCUAUUCAAUCCCUUUCGACUCACAAUCCCUCAAUUUCGAGCUCAAUCGAGGAGACUGGUUUCUCUCUCACCGAUUGCAAUGGCGAGCACAGUCCUCGUCACUGGAGCUGGCGGUAGAACUGGUCAAAUUGUUUAUAAGAAGCUAAAGGAGAAUUCUGAGAAAUAUAAUGCAAGGGGUCUUGCCAGAAGUGAGGAAAGCAAGCAGAAAAUUGGCGGAGCUGACGACGUUUUCGUAGGCGAUAUAAGGAAAACCGAUAGUAUCCUCCCUGCAAUUGAAGGAAUCGACGCACUUAUUAUCCUCACGAGUGCUGUUCCUAAGAUGAAACCGGACUUUGAUCCUGCUAAAGGUGGUAGACCUGAAUUCUAUUUUGAAGAUGGAGCUUUCCCUGAACAGGUUGAUUGGAUUGGACAAAAGAACCAAAUCGAUGCGGCUAAAGCUGCGGGAGUGAAGCAAAUCAUUCUGGUUGGAUCGAUGGGAGGGACGAACCCUAACAAUCCUUUGAAUAGUAUAGGGAAUGGAAACAUUCUGGUGUGGAAGAGGAAAGCUGAACAAUAUCUGGCUGAUUCUGGAAUACCAUAUACUAUCAUAAGGGCUGGUGGGCUGCAAGAUAAAGAUGGUGGUAUUAGAGAAUUACUAGUGGGAAAGAACGAUGAGAUUCUGGAAACCGACACGAGGACUAUUGCUAGGGCUGAUGUUGCAGAAGUUUGUAUUCAGGCGUUGCAAUAUGAUGAGGCUAAGUUUAAGGCGUUUGAUCUGGCAUCGAAGCCUGAGGGAUCGGGUACACCUACCAAAGAUUUUAAGGCUCUCUUUUCGCAAAUAUCCACUCGAUUUUGAUUGAUAACAUAACAGUAAUAUAUCUAAAGUGUGUGACUAUUUGGUUAAUAAUGUUGUAGGGUUUUGCAUGAUGAAGAUGUAAUAACAUUGUUAUUGUGUGUGAUUAUUUUGUAUGUUAAAAAUGUCCCAUUUCUUUG
Molecule: messenger RNA, 1133 nt
Organism: Impatiens glandulifera
Lineage: Eukaryota; Viridiplantae; Streptophyta; Magnoliopsida; Ericales; Balsaminaceae
Exons: 7
Coding region: 76-996 (306 amino acids)
Cellular component (GO): chloroplast
Molecular function (GO): oxidoreductase activity
Source: RefSeq, a predicted model, not a curated record